This is a messenger RNA of Naegleria lovaniensis, 1749 nucleotides long. RefSeq lists its product as uncharacterized. Lineage: Eukaryota; Heterolobosea; Eutetramitea; Acrasida; Naegleriidae. The record is from RefSeq and is a predicted model, not a curated record. The coding region runs from base 1 to 1749 and encodes 582 amino acids. The transcript has a single exon.
AUGCCCAAACGAGAUGAACAAUACAAAAAGAACCGUAAUGAUGACGAUCGUCAUUCAUGGAAUGUACAGCCAAUCACAAACAAAAAGAAAAAAUUAUCAACUAUUAAUGAUGAAAAUGAUCUGAUGAACUCGUGGACUACUGUAAUUUUAUGUGAUUUUUCAAAUUGGUCUCAAUCGGAACCAAACAAAUCAACGAUUCGGAGAUUGGAAUUUCUAUUGAAAGACAAAUUUACAAAUCAACAAAUUGGAGCCGUGAAAUGGUUAAAUGCUCGAGAACAACAAUACAAGGACUUCUUUCCGAUUGAAUUUAUGUACGACCCCAAUUUUAUUUUGGAUCAUAUUAAAAAGUAUGGAUAUGGAUUGAAGAUGGCUACAAAAGCCUUAAAAGAAAAUACAGACUUUGUAAAGCAAGUGGUCCAACUACAGGGAGCAGAGUUAUGCCAUGCGCAACGUGAAUUGAAGAGUAAUCGAGAUAUUGUGUGGACUGCUGUGUGUCAAAACGGUGAGGCUCUGCAAUUCGCUCGAAAAAUGUUACGAAGCGACUGUGAGAUUGUAUUGAAAGCAAUUGAAAGUUGUGCCAAAGCCAUACUAUAUGCCACUAAUAGUUUAAAAAGGGAUACAGACUUUUUACUGAAAGCAAUUGAACGAAAUGAAGAAGUCUUACGUUAUUGUGAAACGCAGAGUAGAGAUUUUCACUUGGAGGCCUUAAAAGUAAAUUCCAAAGCACUGCGAUGGGCAAGUGCAACCGUUCGCAAGCACCAAAAUGUUAUGGAGACAGCUUUAAAGAUUGUUCAUCCAGAAAUUGAAACAAUCGAUUGGGACAACAAAGAAAUGAUAAUGAAAUUUGUUUCAUCUGAUGCAUGUUCAUUGAAAUAUGCUUCACCUAACUUGAAGAACGACAAAGAAGUGGUAGCAGCAGCGACCAGAAAUUUUGCAGGUGCAUUGUCCUUUGCGUCAGAUUCGUUGAAAGAUGAUAAAGAAUUUAUAUUGUCAACAAUCAUUCCACAAAAUGUUGAUGCAGUGAAAUAUAUUUCUGAAAGACUACGAGGAGACAAGCAAAUCAUGUUGGAAGCUGUGAAAAGAAAUGGAGAAUUAUUUCCAUACGCUUCCGACGAGUUACGCAAUGAUAGAGAUGUUGUACUAACAGCAGUCAAUCAUGGUGGUAAGCCAUUACGAUUUAUAUCUCCUUCUUUACAACAAGAUGAAGAAAUUGUACUAUUAUCUGCGAUGAAACAAAAUAAUAGAGAAAUAAGAAUAGCAAAUAAGAGCCUAUUUUGCCAAAAGCACUUCUUGCUGAAAGCUAUAAAGGUUAAUAGACACGCAAUGGCACUUGCUGCUCGAUCCCUACGACAAGAUAGAGAGUUUUUCUUGCAAGCAGUGAAGGUGAAUGGAUUCGUUUUGCAAAAUGUUGGUUUUGAAGAAUUCGAGCAUGAUGAAGAACUUGUGUUGGCUGCAGUCAGACAAAAUGGUGCUGCAUUACAAUUUGCAGAUGAUUAUUUGCAAGACAAUGAACGCUUCAUAUUGGAGGCUCUUUUAUCGAAUGGAUAUGUUAGAGAAUUUAGUGAAAGGUUAUAUCGAAUUCGAAUGGAAACAUGUUACUUUAAUGUUUAUUUAGGUGCUCACUGUGUGGAGCAUCGAGUUGACCAUAGUGCAGAACAUGACGAUGAAACGUCUGAUGAAACUUCGUCCUCUUCAUCUUCAAGCAGUUUUGAUGAUGAAUAUUCUGAUACCACAAAUUUUUUCAUCUAA